AUGUUAAACAGGGACAGGGACAGGGACAGGGACAGGGACAGGGACAGGGACAGGGACAGGGACAGGGACAGGGACAGGGACAGGGACAGGGACAGGGACAGGGACAGGGACAGGGACAGGGACAGGGACAGGGACAGGGACAGGGACAGGGACAGGGACAGGGACAGGGACAGGGACAGGGACAGGGACAGGGACAGGGACAGGGACAGGGACAGGGACAGGGACAGGGACAGGGACAGGGACAGGGACAGGGACAGGGACAGGGACAGGGACAGGGACAGGGACAGGGACAGGGACAGGGACAGGGACAGGGACAGGGACAGGGACAGGGACAGGGACAGGGACAGGGACAGGGACAGGGACAGGGACAGGGACAGGGACAGGGACAGGGACAGGGACAGGGACAGGGACAGGGACAGGGACAGGGACAGGGACAGGGACAGGGACAGGGACAGGGACAGGGACAGGGACAGGGACAGGGACAGGGACAGGGACAGGGACAGGGACAGGGACAGGGACAGGGACAGGGACAGGGACAGGGACAGGGACAGGGACAGGGACAGGGACAGGGACAGGGACAGGGACAGGGACAGGGACAGGGACAGGGACAGGGACAGGGACAGGGACAGGGACAGGGACAGGGACAGGGACAGGGACAGGGACAGGGACAGGGACAGGGACAGGGACAGGGACAGGGACAGGGACAGGGACAGGGACAGGGACAGGGACAGGGACAGGGACAGGGACAGGGACAGGGACAGGGACAGGGACAGGGACAGGGACAGGGACAGGGACAGGGACAGGGACAGGGACAGGGACAGGGACAGGGACAGGGACAGGGACAGGGACAGGGACAGGGACAGGGACAGGGACAGGGACAGGGACAGGGACAGGGACAGGGACAGGGACAGGGACAGGGACAGGGACAGGGACAGGGACAGGGACAGGGACAGGGACAGGGACAGGGACAGGGACAGGGACAGGGACAGGGACAGGGACAGGGACAGGGACAGGGACAGGGACAGGGACAGGGACAGGGACAGGGACAGGGACAGGGACAGGGACAGGGACAGGGACAGGGACAGGGACAGGGACAGGGACAGGGACAGGGACAGGGACAGGGACAGGGACAGGGACAGGGACAGGGACAGGGACAGGGACAGGGACAGGGACAGGGACAGGGACAGGGACAGGGACAGGGACAGGGACAGGGACAGGGACAGGGACAGGGACAGGGACAGGGACAGGGACAGGGACAGGGACAGGGACAGGGACAGGGACAGGGACAGGGACAGGGACAGGGACAGGGACAGGGACAGGGACAGGGACAGGGACAGGGACAGGGACAGGGACAGGGACAGGGACAGGGACAGGGACAGGGACAGGGACAGGGACAGGGACAGGGACAGGGACAGGGACAGGGACAGGGACAGGGACAGGGACAGGGACAGGGACAGGGACAGGGACAGGGACAGGGACAGGGACAGGGACAGGGACAGGGACAGGGACAGGGACAGGGACAGGGACAGGGACAGGGACAGGGACAGGGACAGGGACAGGGACAGGGACAGGGACAGGGACAGGGACAGGGACAGGGACAGGGACAGGGACAGGGACAGGGACAGGGACAGGGACAGGGACAGGGACAGGGACAGGGACAGGGACAGGGACAGGGACAGGGACAGGGACAGGGACAGGGACAGGGACAGGGACAGGGACAGGGACAGGGACAGGGACAGGGACAGGGACAGGGACAGGGACAGGGACAGGGACAGGGACAGGGACAGGGACAGGGACAGGGACAGGGACAGGGACAGGGACAGGGACAGGGAAAAAAAAAGAAAAAAAAACCUUCAAUAUCUCGAGGAACCGUGA
Molecule: messenger RNA, 1875 nt
Organism: Spodoptera exigua (beet armyworm)
Lineage: Eukaryota; Metazoa; Arthropoda; Insecta; Lepidoptera; Noctuidae
Source: the annotation of a GenBank genome assembly